This is a messenger RNA of Canariomyces notabilis, 3201 nucleotides long. RefSeq lists its product as uncharacterized. The transcript is spliced from 5 exons. The record is from RefSeq and is a predicted model, not a curated record. Lineage: Eukaryota; Fungi; Ascomycota; Sordariomycetes; Sordariales; Chaetomiaceae. Gene Ontology annotation, molecular function: protein binding. The coding region runs from base 1 to 3201 and encodes 1066 amino acids.
AUGGCCGCCCCGACGCCCUCGUCGCUAUUUUCGCGACUGGCGAACACAUGGAGACACCUGGCGCUCCGCAGCGACAUCGACGAUAUCGUGCUAGAGCUACUCGGCCGCUUUUCCCUCGAGAAGAUCUACGCCUGCCCCAAUGACCGGGACACCUACCAGCACCUCGUCAUCACCCUCCUGUCUCAGCUCAAAGUCGUUUUCGACUUGCAACGAUUGACCAUCCCCGCUGAGAACGCCCCCGUCGGCUGGUACCUUGGCUUCCUUGUCAGCUGGGAGGUUGCCGUGCGCUGUGUCGAGUCCGUCCUCCAUGUUAUGACUGAGGGUCGGGAGAGCCUUUGGGAGCACCAGAAACUGCGCGACAAGUACCUGGCAGAGUUUCUCCUCUCGGCCCUUCGAGUCCUCACGCUCCAUCCCAAGGCUCCCGCCAACCAGCGCGCAAAGGACCGCCGCGACCGCUUCACGCGCAUCCACGGAUUACUAGAGCAGGUCUUUGACAGCUACCCGGGACCCAAGUCGUUCCUGCUUGAGGUGUGCAAGGAGGUGACUUACCAGCUACACACCGAUCCUGACGUCCUCGGCCUGCCUCCGAAACUGAGGACCGAGCUGCCAAACUUGACGACAGAACUGUACCCCCUUGCUCCCUGCCUGCAGCCCGAUUCCAUAUCCGAGCUUGCGCCCUUCGGCGGUUUUGCCAACUGGUUGACCCAGUUCCUUGCGCUCCGAGAUGUGUCGCAGUUUGUCGUCGCCGCGUCUAUCCAGUAUUCGGCCAACAGAGAGACCCGUGAUGUUCGGCUUCAAGCCUCCUCCGCCCGAGCCCGUAAUGCUGUUCUGACGUCUCUCGAUAACCUGCGUAUACCUUCCCACCUGUCCAAGCUGGACAUGGUGGCCGUCUUCAGCACCACGUUCCGCAUCAUGCUCCCAGAUACCCUUGAUCUCUCGCGGCACGACCCAAGUGGCCCUCGCGUUGAUGAGUCUGAACUAGAUGCUCUAGACGCUCUCUGUACGAGACUCAGAGAGCGCCAAGUUAUCCAUCGGAUCAGUGACCGGGAGUUGGUGCACAACGUCUCCCAGGUCAUCAGGAACAUCAUUCUUCAGGAUGACCCUGGCCCCCGUUUUACUCCCUCGCAGCCCGGGUUGUAUGCAGUGAACUGCCCCAAAUGCCAUUUGAUGGGAGCCUCGCAGCUGAGGUCCUCGGGCAUCAAGCUUCCGGCCCACCCCGAAGCCGAGCCCGAGCAUCGUCUUCCACCACAGUCGAAGUGCCUAUAUUGUGAGGAGGUCAUCACCCUUGCCCGUGAAGUUCCAAUCGCAAGGCAGACCUGGGAAUUGUUGGGGCCGCUUCAGCCGGACGCUGACACGAUCAAUGUGGAACGGCAUCUUCCGACACAGUUCCAAUUGGGUCCCCCAAAACCAGAGAGCACUGGGUUGCUUCCUCCUGGCUAUAGCAGUAUGCCCGGCGUUGGCGCUGAGCGUCCGCGUGAGCCUGAUGUAUUUCCUUCCUCCCAUCCCGGACAAUCAUCUUUCGCAGGCCAGACAUUUCUAGAUCUGCCCGGCCCCGCUUUCCCGAGCCCCUUAUCCCCAAAAUCCCCUGGCUAUUACCAGCCCCCGCCUACUCUUCGGGCUGAGCAGUCUCGGAGCAAUUUGCAGUUCGACUCAAAGAGAAAGCCCACCGAGGAAUCGGAGUCGACUUUAACCUUCGCUCCUUCAGAUCCCGCAUUUCUUACUGAGCCGCCGCCAUUCUCACAAGACACUCCUGGCUUCCGCAGACAGGUAACGCCACAGGAACCUCAUCUAAUCCACACUCCUCGAACCAUUCCAAUGGUCACAGCACCCGAAAAAGGCAAAUCCAAAUGGAGGCUGUUUACAACCUCAAAGAAAACUACCGCACCGCCUGCCGCGGACUCGAGCUCGCUAUCCUCGACCACGUUGGAGGCCCAGAAGCUCGAGGAGGUGUCGCUCUCGGGGCUCCUCGGUACACAGAAAGGACACUCGAGAGGAAAGUCCUCCAAGAUUAUAAACGUCCACCUUUCUCAGAGUUCGACAUUCGCUCUGUUCUGGACCCAGCUUCUGAUUCACGUAUGGGAUGUGGGGACGUCACCUCCCACCAUGGUACGAGCCAUCUUACCGGAGAGCACGUGCAUCCUCGCAGCCGUCGCCAGGACCCAUCUGGCUUACAUUAUCGGAACCAGAGACCAAAAGCUUACGCUGCGAGUUUUGAAUCUGAUGCAGCCAUCUGCGUCUCCGGUUGAGUACCGUAUAUCAUCCUCCCUGUGGUGCAAGAGCAUUGCGAUUGAUAGGGAGGAGAAUUACGUGGUGGUUGGCUUUGAGAAUGCUACAGUCCGCUUCUUCAGCGCGAGGAGCAUCGAGCAACCGCGAGAAGAUAGGCUCCAUGCCCCUUACCACCAAGAGUGCAAAGCAUGCCCUUCCGUUGACACGUUGGCCUUUUCUAAUGACGGGCUGGCCCUGCUUGCCAGCACUAGAAGUCCCAAGACAGGUCUCAUACAGAUAUACUCUUGGCGCUUCCCGUUUCAUACUUUCCAGGAGCUUGCCUCGUGCCGGUACGCCGUUCCGCUUCACGAGUCUGAGGAUAACGGCGUGUCGUCUGCGAUAUUCCGACCGGGUGUCAACGGCGAGGAGAACCUCGUUUGCAUAACCACGUGGACGCAGUCAGGCACGCCCAUGUUGAUCCAGCCGCAGGACGGACACAGAAGUGAGGUGAGGACAGAUGUCGCCAGCAAGCAGAGCAAACUCGGCAGUCGAAUACAGUGUGCUGCCUUUUCGCCCUCGGGGAGGGAACUGGUCAUGGUGAAUGACAAGGGCCACGUCUUCCAAGUGUCGAAUCUCAACUCGAGCCCCAUGGACGUGCGCAGGAUCGCGUCGUCUAAGGAGCUGACGGCAAAGUCGGACUCGUUUGCCAUGGCGUUUAUGAGCCUGUCUGAUGAAGAGCAUGUCGUGCUUGCGUGGGCUGACUCGGCAAGGGCGACCGGUUGGGUCAAGAAGAUUCCAAUUACCUCCAGGAGCUACUUUGGCGCGCUCCACAGCCCUGGAUUACUCUAUGAAACGUUGUCUUUCGCCGACGGAGGAGAGACUGUGGAGGUGCAGAAGCCGUUAGCUGAGUUGGCUGCAACGGAAAGAGCGAUGACAAUGCCAAUCAUUGGCGGCAAUGAAGACUCAAAAAAGCCACCUGAGCCAUCAAAGGGAUAG